AGGAGUUAAAUUGAAAGAUACAGGAGCAUGUAUCAAUCUCGAUCAUGAAGAUGAAGAGCAUAUUGAUGGUGGAAGCAAAAUGAUUGAUGAUGAUACUAACAGAGAUAAAGAUGCUUGUAUUGAAAAAGGAUUGAAAAAGAAAGCUAUCACUAAGAAAAAGAAACCUUCUAACAUUGAGAAUGCUAUACCUUUGUCAACUGUGAUGGAAGGAAAGAAGGGGAAUGAGUCUUCUUCUUCACAUGCUAUUGUUUUGCCAGCUAAGAAGAGAAAGUUGGAUGAAAAUGAAGGUCUUAAAGUGAAGAAAGUGAAGGCAAAUAAGGAUAAGAACAUUGUGAUUCAUAGGCAAGAAUCUGCAAUCAUAGAUAGUGAUGUACAUAUGUAAGUGAAUAUUUGUUUCUUUUUUUUGAAGUUUUGUUUAAAAAAAAGGUCACUAUGCUAUAAAAAGAGGCUACUAUUUUGGUUUCUUUUGUUUAUCUUUUCGUAUGUCUUGUUACAGGGUGCAACAAGGAUUUAAAACACGUUGCAGGCCAUUUCAUUUAGUAGAGAUGAUUAAAACUUUUUCAGAUGAUCAAAUCAAGGCUGUUAAAGAAAUUGGCUUUGGAGGUUUGUUAUCUUUGAAGGUUAAAUGGAGGUCUCAUUUUGGUCUUAUGGGUGAGAAUGAUCAGAUUCCUUUGGGUUUUUUGGAAUCUAAGAUCCCUUUACUAGUAGAUGGCGGGGAAGAAUUCAGACAGCUUUUUAUCAUGCAUGCUUUUUCAAGUUUUUUAGCACCUACGUCCAACAGAACUGUGGAUUUGAGAAUUGUAAAAUGUUUGGUUGAUGUUAAUCAAAUAAGAAUUUAUAAUUGGUCAAAAUAUGUCUUAGAUAGACUUUGUGAAGCCGUGAAGAGCUACAAAGAAGGAAAUAUAGAAUGGUUUUGUGGUUGUGUUUUGAUGUUAGAGAUUAUCUAUUUUCAUCGAUUGAGGUUUAGGAAUGUUGUGUUAAAUUCUACAAUACCUUUAAUUCAACAUUGGACUGAUGUGGAUAUAAGAGAUAGAAUUAGAAAUGAAAAGUUGUCCAAGGGUUUUGGGUGUGGAAUUCUUGAGUUUGAUACAUAUCCAGUGAGUGAGAAGUUGCAAUUUGAGGAUGGACAAGUUGUUUGUAAUCAAUUCAAGGAAGCUCCUGUGAAUCAAACUUCUGGAAAAGAAUCUGUUGUUUAUGAAGGUGUCCGUAGCAAUGUUAAGGGUGUUAUUCAGUUUGAGCUACCUGCCAGUUCAAUGUCUAAUGAGGAAAUCCGUUCAAUUGCUAUUGAUGAAGUUUAUGAGAAGUUUUUGCUCAUGAAAAGAGAUUUAGAAGUGGUAUCUAACUUCUACAUGAAUGAGUUGAAAGUGUUAUUUCAGACUCGUAAAUCUAAUGAUGCUUCAACUUCGACACCUCCAAUGUCCCAAACUGAUUUAUUCUUUAUGAAUCCUCGUGUUCAUGAAAUUGUUGAUGAGAUUGUGUCUCUUGUAAAUUGGGUAAGCAAAGUGCCUAAUGGUUUGGAUGAUGAUGAUAUUGAUGAUAAUGGUGCACCUGCAAAAGAGAUUAAUGUUGUAGUUGGUGAGGUUCCAAGGAUAGGUUUUGAGCAUGUUUUGAGUAAUGGAAAAUCUAAAUGCUCCCUUGCUAUGGAUGUUAGUCUCUUUGGUGAUAAAGUUACAUAUGUAACUGAAUAUAUGAAGUCAAGUAAUAAGGAUAUGAAGGUUUUGGAUGCAGUUGUCCAGGAACUUGUUGACUACUGCAUUAGUGAUUAUCAUGGUUUCGAUCUCAAUGAGGUGUUGGUAUCUUUUGGCAAACCAUUUGAGAUUACAAGGAAUGAAUUCCUUUCAUUAGGUGCACCGGCUAUUGCUAUAUCUUCUGUUAUUAUUGAUUGUUGGGCUAUGUUGCUUAAUGAAAACCAGAAGAGUAGUGCACAUGGACCUCAAAAACUAUAUUUUGGUGUUUCUCAAAGUGUAAGUAUCUUUCGGCUAUUUAGUUACUACAUCAUUAUAAUGGUAGUUGUUCAUUAUAAAAAAUUCAUAAAUUAAUUUCACUAUGUAUUGAAAACAGUCACUAUGAUUCAUAAAUUAAUUUCACUAUGCAAUGAAAACAGUCACUAUGUAAUGCAAGUAAUUACAUUUAAGAAAAAUAACUCUACCUUCUAAUUUUUUUAAUAUUUAUUAAUGUUUGUUCUUUUUUAGG
Molecule: messenger RNA, 2193 nt
Organism: Chenopodium quinoa (quinoa)
Lineage: Eukaryota; Viridiplantae; Streptophyta; Magnoliopsida; Caryophyllales; Amaranthaceae
Exons: 5
Coding region: 483-2039 (518 amino acids)
Source: RefSeq, a predicted model, not a curated record